Messenger RNA from Phlebotomus argentipes, 1561 nucleotides. RefSeq names its product major royal jelly protein 1-like. Gene Ontology annotation, cellular component: extracellular region. The transcript has 3 exons. The record is from RefSeq and is a predicted model, not a curated record. NCBI's taxonomy places the organism in Eukaryota, Metazoa, Arthropoda, Insecta, Diptera, Psychodidae. Bases 134 to 1477 code for a protein of 447 amino acids.
UUCUGAGCGCGCCAGUGAACUGACGAACGCGCCGAGAACUGCUUGUUUUCCUCAUUGACGAUCCAUUAAGGUUGACAAAAGGCACGGAGAAGAGUGAUAAGGAAUUGUUGGCCGUCUGGAGAUCACGUGUGCGAUGAUCGUGCCAAAACUACUCGCCCUGGCGGUGUUCAUUCCGGCCGUUCUGGGCAGCUCACCUCUGAAGAAAGUGGCAGAAUGGUACGACUUGGAGUAUGAGUUCCCUACGGCUAUGGACCGCCAGAAUGCUAUCAUCCAGAAGAAGUACAUCCCCGGAAAUGGCGUGCCAAUCGACGUGGAUGUGGCGUACAGAAACAUGGGAGGAUCGCUGAUCUUCGUGACAGUGCCACGUUUCACCAAUGGCAUUCCCGUCACCUUGGGCACGAUCUCCGGCAUGUCGACAUCCAUGGGGCCCAUGAUCCGCGCAUAUCCGGACUACGCGUCGCAGAGCAGCCAUGGAGCCAGGUGCGAUGGCAUUACAUCCGUCUUUCGCGUCAGCGUGGACAAGUGCAAACGUCUCUGGGUGCUGGACACAGGGAGGAUCGGCGAUGACGUGCUCUGUCAGCCACAGAUACUGGUCUACGAUCUCAACACUGACUACAAGCUCCGCCAGUAUCGCAUCCCGAUGUCCCAGGUCACUAAGUCAUCGCUCCUCGUCACUUCCGUGGUGGAUGUGCGGAACAGUGGAUGCGACCAGACGAUGGUCUACAUUGCCGAUGUCACGGGCUUUGGAUUAAUUGUGUACGACUACAAGCGCAACAAGUCCUGGAGAGUGAAUAACAAGCUCUUCUAUCCUCAUCCCAAAUUCGGCACAUUCACCAUCAAGGGCGAAUCCUUUGAUCUGAUGGACGGCGUUCUGGGCCUGGCCAUUUCCCCGCCUGUGUCAAGAACCCAGAGAGGCGGAUACGGUCUCUUCUUCCCGCCGUACGGAGAUCCUUACGACUACCAGAACAGCGUCCUGCCGCCGACCGAUCGACUCCUCUUCUUCCACGCUCUCGCCUCAGCCACGGAGAACGCUGUUCCCUUGUCCUUGCUGGACAACUCAACCAUCUGGGAGAACAAUCCCGACGACAUGCCCAGAAGCUUCAGGGAAAUCGGCUACAGAGGCACUCAGAGCGCAGCCGAGGCCGUGGAUCAGCACGGGAAUCUCUUCUUCGGCCUCAUGAAUCCCAUCGCCAUUGCGUGCUGGGACACGAACACGGAGUACAACAAGCAGAACAUCAAGAUCGUGGCUCAGAGCGACGAUACGCUCCAGUUCGUGAGCGGACUGAAAAUUGUGAUGAACGGCCGAGGCGAGGAAGAGCUCUGGGUUAUGACCUGCAGAUUCCAGAAGACGAUGACAGGCACGCGGAACUUCCGGGAGCUCAACUUCCGCAUCAUGGCCCUUCAGGUGAAUCAAUUGCUGGGCGGCACGAGAUGCAGCGGCAGGGAAACCAACAGUUUUCAGUUUCCCAGUUUUUGAGCCUCAGUCUUGAUUGAUUGAGAACUAUUUGACGCAGUGAAUAUAUGAAGAAAAUUUGAAAAAUAAAGGUUUUCCCAAAGAAAA